Raphanus sativus (radish) is the source of this 1175-nucleotide messenger RNA. RefSeq names its product homeobox-leucine zipper protein ATHB-7-like. Gene Ontology annotation, molecular function: DNA-binding transcription factor activity, RNA polymerase II-specific; sequence-specific DNA binding. The transcript has 2 exons. Gene Ontology annotation, cellular component: nucleus. The coding region runs from base 81 to 794 and encodes 237 amino acids. The record is from RefSeq and is a predicted model, not a curated record. Gene Ontology annotation, biological process: positive regulation of DNA-templated transcription. NCBI's taxonomy places the organism in Eukaryota, Viridiplantae, Streptophyta, Magnoliopsida, Brassicales, Brassicaceae.
AUAUAUAGAACCAGCAACACAAAAACAGAGAUUCCAAAAAAAAAAAAAAGAGGCAACAAAAAUCAUAAAUCAUCUUAGGGAUGAUGUCAGCAGAUCCUUUCAUGACCAUGAAGAAGAUGAAGAAGAGCAUUCACAACGAGAACAAUCAGAGAAGGUUUAGCGACGAGCAGAUCAAAUCACUGGAGAUGAGGUUCAAGUCUGAGACGAGACUUGAGCCAAGGAAGAUGGUUCAGUUAGCGAGAGAGCUUGGGUUGCAGCCUAGGCAAGUGGCUAUAUGGUUUCAGAACAAGAGAGCUCGUUGGAAGACUAAGCAGCUAGAGACAGAGUUCAACAUUCUCAGACAAAACUACAACGACUUAGCUUCUCAGUUUGAGUCACUCAAGAAAGAAAAUCAAGGUUUAGUCUCUGAGGUAAUUUGCAUUAUACUAAACGAGGAGAGGCAGACAAAGCAGGACGAGAGAAGACAUUGUUGUGAUGGUCAAGGGGUGGUAACUCUAGGCAGCACGGAUCAUGAAUCAGAAAAGGAAGAGAACAGGAGGUCCGAACCGGAGGAGGUUAGGCCGGAGAUGGAGGUGUAUGAGAAAAGUCGUCAUGAUGAUGAUGAUGGGUACAAUAACAACAUCAAGAGAGAGUAUUUUGUUGGGUUUGAAGAAGAAGCAGAUCACUUGAUGAACAUUGUGGAACCAGCUGAUAGUUGCUUGACAUCAUCUGAUGACUGGGGCGGUUUCAAAUCAAAUACUAAUCUCUUGGACCAAUCCAGCAGCAAUUACCCAUGGUGGGAUUUUUGGUCAUGAACAAUAUAAGGUCUUAAUAAACAUAUAAGAUGAAGAGAAAACUAUGUACUUUUAGUCUUUUGUAGACUAAAAAAGAUCAAGAGAGAGCGAGAUAAUGGAUAAAAACUCAAAUCAAAAUUUACAAGUCUGCAUCACAUGAUAUAGAGGUGUUAGGUCAAGCAAAUGACUCGUCUGUAUAAAUUGUGCUAGGAAGAGUCGGUGUGUUCUCUUAGUUAAUUAGUCUUUACAAUAAUGUAGUAAGUACUCAUCAUGCUUUGUAGCUAAGUAGUUAUAAGAUUUGAUUUAGAUGAAAUAAAGGAUCGAAGGCGAAGAAUCAUCUAUGUAAUAUAUUGUUUGUGCAUCAUUAUGUAUAGACCAAUACAAGAAUUAAGUUGGGUUUUA